This is a messenger RNA of Lathyrus sativus (Indian pea), 672 nucleotides long. NCBI's taxonomy places the organism in Eukaryota, Viridiplantae, Streptophyta, Magnoliopsida, Fabales, Fabaceae. The record is from the annotation of a GenBank genome assembly.
AUGGCAUUCGCAAUUCCGUUGUUUCAACAGCUUAGUGGGAUCAACAUUGUUGCCUUUUAUUCACCUAACCUUUUUCAAUCUGUCGGUUUGGGACACGAUGGUGCUUUGCUUUCUGCCAUUAUACUUGGAGUUGUUAACCUUACUUCUAUCUUUAUCUCUGCCAGUAUCAUUGAUCGAUUUGGUCGAAGAUUCUUGUUCAUAACUGGGGGUAUUAUGAUGUUUGUUUGUUUGGUUGCCGUGUCCAUUGUGCUAGAAGUGGUAACUGGUGUUCAUGGUACAAAUGGCGUAUCGAAGGGCAAUGCAAUAUUGGUAUUGGUGCUUUUGUGUUUCUACGCGGCUGGUUUUGGUUGGUCAUGGGGUCCUUUAACAUGGCUAAUUCCAAGUGAGAUUUUUCCAGUAAAUAUCAGAAGCACAGGACAAAGCAUAGCUAUUGGUGUACAGUUUAUACUAACAUUUGUGUUAUCACAAACGUUUUUGACAAUGCUAUGCCACUUUAAAUUUGGGGCCUUUGUGUUCUAUGCUUUUUGGGUUGUGGUGAUGACUCUAUUUGUUAUCUUCUUCUUGCCUGAGACUAAAGGAAUUUCUUUGGAGUCAAUGUACACUAUAUGGGGAAAACACUGGUUUUGGUCUCGGUUUGUUAUAGGAGAAGAUGAUCAAGAAAAUAAACCAUGA